AUGUCUACAACCACCUCCAGAGAGGUCACACGGUACCUGAAGAGAAAACUCAACAACGGCCAGGAAAUCCCCGUGGCUGGCUUUGGCGUUUAUGCCAUCUCCAAGCGCAACACAUUCGACUUAGUCUACGAAGCGUUGGUUCAGGGGUACCGCCAUAUUGAUAAUGCUGUUUUGUAUGGCAAUGAAAAGGAGGCGGCCCAGGCGGUGGAGCAGUUUGUGAACGAUAGCAACGGGAAGGUCAAAAGAAGUGAUAUUUGGUAUACCACUAAGAUCUACGAUGGAGACCACGGUUACGAGAGAACCAGGGCUGGCGUCGAGGCAAUUGCUGGCAGAGUGAAGGAACACAUUGGGUAUGUGGAUUUGGUGUUGGUACAUUCGCCGUUGUCCAAUAGGGAGAAGAGAUUGGGGACGUGGAAGGCGUUACAGGAGUACCAGGGGGAUCCAGGUAAUGGGACGCUCCAGAUCAACUCUAUUGGGGUUUCAAACUAUGGAAUUAGACACCUUGAGGAGUUGUUUUCCUGGGAGGGCUAUAAGGUAAAGCCUGUGUUGAACCAGCUUGAGUUGCACCCUUGGUUGCCCCAUAUCGAGUUGAGGAAGUACUUGGAAAAGCAUGAUAUCGAAGCUGAAGCGUACUCGCCAUUGACCCAGGGGUACAAUUUGGACGAUCCAGAGCUUCUUGCGUUGGAGAAGAAGUAUAAGGUUUCGAAGAUUGAGAUUUUGUUGAAAUGGUCGUACCUUCAGGGGUUUAUUGUUUUGGCGAAGACUGGGAAGAAGGAGAGGGUGAAACAGAAUCUUGAGGUUUUGCCGGAAACGGGGGUGGUGCAGUUGGAUGAAGGGAUUGUUCGGGCUUUGGAUAAGCCGGGUUCGAAGGAGAGUUUUGUGUGGGGGGUGGAUCCGGCGCUGUAG
Molecule: messenger RNA, 906 nt
Organism: Candidozyma haemuli
Lineage: Eukaryota; Fungi; Ascomycota; Pichiomycetes; Serinales; Metschnikowiaceae
Product: aldo/keto reductase family protein
Exons: 1
Coding region: 1-906 (301 amino acids)
Molecular function (GO): oxidoreductase activity
Source: RefSeq, a predicted model, not a curated record